CACAGCAAAACAAAUCAAACAGAAAAAAUGGCUUCCGAAUUGGAUCAGUUUGCCGACUUGGAACUAUCAAAAGAGGAUCGUGAGCAAAUUUUCGAUCCACCUUUAGAUCGACAGCAAAUGGAAGGUGCUGGCACCUCAAGUGUUACGACGUCAAAGAUUAUUAUUAGCGGCAUACCGCUGCAAACUCGAUUCGAAGACAUCGAACCUCUUUUGAAGCCAUAUGGCAUCGUCAAACAAUGUGAGGCUGUCUCUAGUAAGGACCCACAGACCCAAACGGUUCACAUAACAUUCGAGAACCAUGAACAGGCCCAAAGAGCCGCUGGUGGUUUAAACGGUGUCGAAUUUGAAGGCAACAAAUUACACGCCGAACAAUUAGAUAAAAAUCAACGUCGUACUCAGCGCAAUCCACGAAAUCCAUAUCCAGGCAUGCCAGGACCCGGACGUCAAGCGGACUUCCCGCUCCGCAUUUUGGUACAAAGUGAAAUGGUUGGGGCCAUCAUUGGUCGCCAGGGCAGCACCAUUCGCACGAUCACACAACAAAGCCGUGCCCGUGUCGAUGUGCACCGUAAGGAGAACGUCGGUUCCCUGGAGAAGGCCAUAACAAUUUAUGGCAAUCCUGAGAAUUGUACAAAUGCCUGUAAACGUAUUCUGGAAGUCAUGCAACAAGAGGCCAAUGCUACAAACAAGGGGGAGAUAUGCCUGAAGAUCCUUGCCCACAAUAACUUGAUUGGUCGCAUCAUCGGUAAGAACGGCAACACCAUUAAGCGUAUCAUGCAGGAAACAGAUACGAAAAUCACCGUCAGUUCCAUCAACGACAUCAGCAGUUUCAAUUUGGAACGCAUCAUCACCGUCAAGGGAGCCAUUGACAAUAUGUCCCGUGCCGAGAAUCAAAUCAGUUCGAAGUUGCGGCAAAGCUACGAAAACGAUUUGCAGGCAAUGGCACCGCAGAGUGUCAUGUUCCCAGGCCUGCCGCCAAUGGCCAUGAUGUCUACGCCCGGCAAUGGCAUGAUAUUCAAUCCCAGUAUGCCUUAUGCUCCCUGCCCCGGAUUCCCCAUGUCGAAGACUCCCGCCGCUGCCGCCGCCGCUGUUGUGCCACCCGUCUUCCCCAAUGAUAUGCAGGAAACUACGUACCUUUACAUACCGAACAAUGCUGUGGGUGCUAUCAUCGGUACUAAGGGUUCACACAUACGCAGUAUAAUGCGUUUCUCGAAUGCCUCGUUAAAGAUUGCCCCAUUGGACAAUGACAAGCCCGUCGAACAGCAGACAGAACGUAAGGUAACCAUUGUCGGCACGCCGGAGGGCCAAUGGAAGGCCCAGUAUAUGAUUUUCGAGAAAAUGCGUGAAGAGGGUUUCAUGAGCGGAACAGAUGAUGUCCGAUUGACUGUAGAAAUUUUGGUGGCCAGCUCACAGGUUGGCCGUAUUAUUGGAAAAGGUGGUCAAAAUGUACGAGAAUUGCAACGUGUCACCGGCAGUGUCAUCAAAUUGCCCGAACAUGCGCUGGCGCCAACAUCGGGCGGUGAUGAAGAAACGCCCGUGCACAUAAUUGGCCCAUUCUAUAGUGUCCAGUCUGCCCAAAGACGUAUUAGAGCCAUGAUGUUGUCUACAAAUCCUCCUCCUGUAACCAAAAAACAAAAAGCUGCCAAAGAACAACAACAGCAAGCUGCUCAAAGUUCAUCAGGCAGUGGGUCGCAACAACAACAGCAGCAACAACAACAAUCAUCAUCACAACAACAACAGCAGCAGCAGCAACAGGGUGCGAGUACAAAUCAGUAAGAUGUCGUAGUACUGUGGGUGUAAAAGCAUUUAUUAAAACUUAUAUAUU
Messenger RNA from Musca vetustissima, 1822 nucleotides. RefSeq names its product insulin-like growth factor 2 mRNA-binding protein 1 (gene Imp). Gene Ontology annotation, biological process: nervous system development; regulation of gene expression. The record is from RefSeq and is a predicted model, not a curated record. Gene Ontology annotation, molecular function: mRNA 3'-UTR binding. The transcript is spliced from 7 exons. The coding region runs from base 28 to 1773 and encodes 581 amino acids. Gene Ontology annotation, cellular component: cytoplasm; cytosol; nucleus. NCBI's taxonomy places the organism in Eukaryota, Metazoa, Arthropoda, Insecta, Diptera, Muscidae.